GCGGGAGCUGUGCCGGAGCAGCCCCGCCGCUGCCAUCGGAGCACCCCGAGCCCGGGCCCGCCCCGCCUCCAACAGCUCCGGCGGGGCGGGACCCCCGAGUCCGCGACUGAAAUAGGGGGAGGGCUCAACCGGCCCCACCCCCCGGUGGCCGCUGCCCGCCGAGCGUCCCGCCGCGCCACGCCGCCUGCGAGUCUUUUUUCAGAGUCUGAAGAGCCUGAGACACACUUGCCAGCUUCCCACUGCUCCCCUGCGGCAUCUCACUUUCAGCUUUCAGGUUAACUGAAAUCUGCAAACAUUCUCUGCUGCAAGAAAAAGAGGGUGAUGUCAUCAGAAGAUGAUGCUGGCGGGGAGGCUCCUGGGGGCAGUUUCUGGGAGGCUGGAAACUACAAGCGGACAGUGAAACGUGUGGAUGACGGCUACCGGCUCUGCAAUGACCUUAUCUCCUGCUUCCAGGAGCGAGCCAAGAUAGAGAAGAACUAUGCCCAGCAGCUAACAGAAUGGUCCCGUAAGUGGAGGACCAAUGUGGAAAGAGGUCCUCAGUAUGGUACUCUGGAAAAGGCCUGGCAUGCCUUCCUGACAGCUGCAGACAAACUGAGUGAAAUUCACCUGGCUGUCCGGAACCACCUGGCUGGUGAAGAUUCGGAUAAGAUCAAGGCCUGGCAGAAGGAGGCCUACCACAAGCAGAUGAUUGGAGGCUUCAAGGAAACAAAGGAUGCAGAGGACGGGUUCCGCAAGGCCCAGAAACCCUGGGUGAAGAAGAUGAAAGAUGUGGAGACUUCUAAGAAAAACUAUCAUGCAGCCCGGAAGGAGGAGAAAACGGCCCAUACAAGGGAGAACCAUGCCAAAGCAGACUCGUCUGUCUCACAGGAGCAGAUGCGCAAGUUGCAGGAGCGUGUAGAGAAGUGCACUCAGGAGGCUGAGAAGUGCAAGGAUCAGUAUGAGAAGAUGCUGGAAGAAUUGAAUCGCUACAAUCCCCGCUACAUGGAGGACAUGGAGCAAGUGUUUGAGGGCUGUCAGGAGGCAGAGCGCAAGCGAUUGUGCUUCUUUAAGGAGAUGCUUCUGAAUCUGCACCAGCAUCUCAACCUCUCCACCAGUGAAAGCUUUCAUGCGUUGUAUCGGGACCUCCACCAAGUCAUCAUGGCUGCAGACAACCAGGAGGACCUGAAGUGGUGGCGCAACACUCAUGGACCGGGCAUGGCGAUGAACUGGCCUCAGUUUGAGGAAUGGUCCCUCGAAACACAGAGGCAAAUCACCAAGAAGGAGAAGAGUGGCAAGAUGGCUGAUGAUGUCACACUGACCAGCAUUUUGCCUACACGAGAUGGUGUUGUCUCACAGACCCCUCUGCAGACAAGGUUUUCCUAUCAAGAGGAGCAGAACAGCUUCUUCUGUGACACCCUGAAGGCACCAACCCAUGUGAACGGAGGGAAGGAAGACAUUUUGGAGUGGUCAGAUGAGGACACUCCCAAGAAGUGUCCGGAUGCCAACAGGCAUGAGGAAGACCUAAAGGUACCAGGUGUACGGGUACGAGCACUCUAUGAUUACACAGGACAGGAGGCUGAUGAGCUGAGCUUUAAAGCAGGUGAAGAACUAAUGAAGAUUAGUGAGGAAGAUGAGCAGGGCUGGUGCAAGGGCCGACUUCUCACUGGUCAAGUUGGACUCUAUCCUGCUAAUUACGUUGAGAAGGUUGGAUCAUGAUUGCUGCUGCCCCACCAGUGCCUCACAGCCAUACCAGCAUCGCCUGCAGAGGUCACUGGGUCACUCCUGGCCCCAACCCACCUUUGCAGUAUAUCCAGCAGCUUCUGGACUUUAAAGGCACAUAUUCCAUGUAACUAAUGCUUCAUUUUAAACAUCUAGAUCUGUAGGGAUUUUCUAAAAAAUAAACAAGGAUGAAUAAAGACUUUUCUGAGCACUACAGUAGUGUAGGAGUGCAGAAAGAAACAGAUCCUUUUGACUUGCACUCAGUGAAAGGAGGUAAGUGUUUUCAGGGGGCUCUGUAGAAGAGAAAAAGCAUAUUUCCUUGACUUCAGUGCACAUGCAUCCAUAGUGCAUUGGGUGUUGAGGUCUGCCCUGCCUCCAGGCUUCCUGUUCAAUUAACUGUUGAUAUGCAGGGUAAUAGGGAACUUCUACUAUUGUUUCCCCUUUUUAGCUCCAUCAAGCUGACUGGCAGAAAGCUCUUUAUUCUCUCAUGUCUUUUAUAAGUUUUCCCUCACCUGCAAGCUUGUUGGCUUCCCUGAUAAGGCAGCUGGUAAAAGUUACACAGCUACAACCUGAACAUCUGUUUUCACUGCCCUAAUUUUUAUUGAGAUAACCCCAGGAAUGAAUGAUUGUAUAGCUGAGGCACAGGAGAAAGAAGCUUCUGUCUUGCAUGGUGUGGCUGUUCAGGCUAAUGAGUUCUGAACAGACCUGUUGUGCAGCAAGCUGGAGUUGACUGAAUGCUCCCUGAGCUAAAAUGGAUUUGAGACAUGCUGAAGGCUGUUUUUAACAAAAUGACAGCCAUGUUCCAGUGCUUUUCUGCUUAGGAUUCCUAAAUUCACUUGUGCAUAAUCUAACACAUCUAGAUUAUUUUUGCUACACCUAUCUUCAAGAGCACUUAGUGCACAGUAGAGACCCCUUUUUUUUCCCUUUCCAAGAUCUUCUUGACAUACACAGGGCUAGAAGUGCACUCCCUGCUUUGCCAAAGACCCCUGCACUGUGAUGAGGGUUGCACUGUGGAAGUUGCCUGCUGGGUAGCACAAAUUAUCUAUAGAGGGAUAACUCCCCUUUUUGUCCUGAAUUGCUGCAAGUGCACUUCUGCCCAGUUGUUAAGUGCCAUUCAGCAGGGAGGAUGUAUCAAACAUCUUUCUCUCACCUGUCCUCCUGCCUUUGAAAGCCUGUGAGGCCGCUGGGAAGACCUGGCAUCCUGAUCCUAGUGCUCUGCAUAUUCCAGCAUAGGGACUGAUAAGCCCAAGAGCUUGAGGGAACAAAAAACUGGAAAAGCUCCCAUUGUCAGAAACAAAGGCAAGCAAGCGUUUGCUUAAAAAUGGCUUACUUAGUACAUCUGCUUGAAAGUGCUGCUGAAAUGCAUUUGAGUUUAUAGUAACCUUCUCUAGUGACAUUCUUAUUCCGGCCUAGCAGAUGUGAGUGACCUGGCUCAGUCAGACUCACAAAACUCAGUCGAGCCUCCACCAACCACUUGGGGUGAACUGCUUCAGAGCUGUUUGAAAAAAGGGUGCUACACAUAAAGUCUAAAGUCAUGGAUGAACAAUGCGAUUAAAUGUAUUGUGUUAACAGCAGCUAGUAAACCAAAAUGUAGACUAAAACAGAGGAGGGGACAGACAUAUUCAAGCACUGUUAAUUUAUGAAGAUUAAAGUAUCACAAACAUCUCAUUGCCUGGUUGACACCAGAAAUUAGCCUUUUACAGCAUACUGGAUGUCUUGAAAUGUAGUCUGCCAUGGACAAAAACAUGGGAGACUAAUGCUAUUUAGUGCUUUUGUGAGACCACAGAAAUUUACAGUUGGAAAGUUUUGCUUGAAAUAUCCCUAGCAAUGUACUUCAUGAAUGGGGAAGAGGCGUGCAAACCAAAAGAAAAAGGCUAAAGCAUUUUGCUCAGAGUCUAUUAUGUAAUUUCUCAAUAAAAGAUAAAGUAUUUCCAAAAGGCAAUUAUAUAUCUAAGCAACAGACAUUAAAAAUGCCUGGAUUUAGCUAUGAAUUUAAUUAGUAUUCUAGGUUCAGUAUCUGAAGAUACCUCUAAGCUUAUGCCAUGUAAUUAGAAGUGUUGGUAUAUAAGCACUUGGAUUUAUUUAAAGAUCCAGUCUGCUUUCAGUUCUGUGUCUCAAGUAAAAAUAUAAUUAGAGUUGUGCAGUAAUUGCAAGUGUUCCACUUGCUGACCCACAAUGGAAUGAUUUGUUGCUCCUUUGUCCUAGCACAUGCAAAUAUGAAGAGAGCCGUGCCUGCCAGGCUUCUGAGAGAACUGAGACUAAAACAGUGCUAAAAUGACCUGAGAUUCCUAUAAACAGUACUGAAGUUUCCCUGAUUAAUCUGCAUAUUUCAAACACUAAUGCUAGACUUGCAUGUAAGGUCAAAAAAUGGUAGAAGGGAGCUACAGAGGAUGACAUGGAAAAUUGACUUUUAACUCCUCUUUUGAGUUCUAGUCAGGCUAUAAUUAGGGAUGGAGCUAGGUGUGGCCAUAACAUGCUAAAGGACAGAAAUGUCCAGUGAACAGGACCUCUGAUUACAGUACAAACAACCUGAAAUUCCACAGGACAAAGUCUGAACAGACUUGUUUAUCCUAGGAAAACAUGACCACCUGAUUAUAGUGGGCUGCUUGAAGGUUUCCAGAAAUUGUGACAUAUUGUAUCUUAUGUGAACAAGUUCUCUAAGGACUGUUUGCACAUCAGAAAUUCCUGCCAAGAGCUGAAGUAAUGGACAGCAGACAAUACAUUGAGAAUGAAAAAUUGUGUGGCUGGACUAUACCUCACAAACAGGCAUGGCACUUAGUCCUGGCUACCCAAAACCAUCUGGAUUAGUAAAAGAGAGCUUGUGUAGUAAAGAUCCAGCUGGAGGGAAGGAGGGAAAAAAAACCCACACCAACUUACAUCUAAUGAUCUUAUAUUAAAGUAAUAGCUCUGCCUGGAUACUUGGUUUUCCACAGAAGCAAAUGAGGUUUUGUUAACCACAAAGGUUCUAGUUGAAACUUCCAUGCCAUGCCAGAAGUUUUGUGUGUGAACAGAGACACGUAUACAUAAACUAAUUGCUGUGCCUGAAUUCCAGAAGGCCAGUGAAGCCUAUUCUUCCCCCGUGGUUUUUGUAAAAAAAAUACAAACGCACCUCUGUGCCUGAUGGGCAACACAGUGAAUAAUUAUCUAGUCAUAUUUUAUUUUUUAAUAAAGCCAUUCCUUGUGGAAAACACA
Molecule: messenger RNA, 4890 nt
Organism: Vidua chalybeata
Lineage: Eukaryota; Metazoa; Chordata; Aves; Passeriformes; Viduidae
Gene: PACSIN3
Product: protein kinase C and casein kinase substrate in neurons 3
Exons: 12
Coding region: 322-1695 (457 amino acids)
Biological process (GO): plasma membrane tubulation; cytoskeleton organization; regulation of endocytosis
Cellular component (GO): cytoplasm; plasma membrane; endosome
Molecular function (GO): protein binding; phospholipid binding
Source: RefSeq, a predicted model, not a curated record